This is a messenger RNA of Felis catus (domestic cat), 9580 nucleotides long. RefSeq names its product structural maintenance of chromosomes 2 (gene SMC2). The record is from RefSeq and is a predicted model, not a curated record. The coding region runs from base 79 to 3654 and encodes 1191 amino acids. Lineage: Eukaryota; Metazoa; Chordata; Mammalia; Carnivora; Felidae. The transcript is spliced from 25 exons. Gene Ontology annotation, biological process: chromosome organization. Gene Ontology annotation, cellular component: chromosome. Gene Ontology annotation, molecular function: ATP binding; protein binding; ATP hydrolysis activity.
CCUGGGUGUAGAUCGCGGAAACUGCUUUGUGGCCUGUUUUGAUUCCUAGCAGCUUACCUGUCCAAGUCAGUAGUGAAGAUGCAUGUUAAGUCCAUCAUUCUUGAGGGAUUUAAGUCCUAUGCUCAGAGGACUGAAGUCAAUGGUUUUGACCCCCUCUUCAAUGCUAUCACCGGUUUAAAUGGUAGUGGGAAAUCCAACAUAUUGGACUCCAUCUGCUUUUUGCUGGGCAUCUCCAACCUGUCUCAGGUUCGGGCUUCUAAUUUACAAGAUUUAGUUUACAAAAAUGGGCAGGCUGGUAUUACCAAAGCCUCCGUGUCUAUCACAUUUGAUAAUUCUGACAAAAAGCAAAGUCCUUUAGGAUUUGAGGUUCAUGAUGAAAUUACAGUAACGAGGCAGGUGGUUAUUGGUGGUAGAAAUAAAUAUUUAAUCAAUGGAGUAAAUGCAAACAAUACCAGAGUACAAGAUCUCUUCUGUUCUGUUGGCCUUAAUGUUAACAACCCUCACUUUCUCAUCAUGCAGGGCCGAAUUACAAAAGUAUUGAACAUGAAACCUCCAGAGAUUUUAUCCAUGAUAGAAGAAGCAGCUGGAACCAGGAUGUAUGAAUACAAAAAAAUAGCUGCCCAGAAAACUAUAGAAAAAAAAGAGGCUAAGCUGAAAGAAAUUAAGACGAUACUUGAAGAAGAGAUUACUCCAACCAUUCAAAAAUUAAAAGAGGAAAGAUCUUCCUACUUGGAGUACCAAAAAGUAAUGAGGGAAAUAGAACAUUUGAGUCGUUUAUAUAUUGCUUAUCAGUUUUUGCUGGCUGAAGAUACAAAAGAACGCUCAGCUGAGGAGUUAAAAGAAAUGCAAGAUAAAGUUGUAAAGCUUCAAGAAAAAUUGUCUGAGAAUGAUAAAAAAAUAAAAGCACUUAGCCAUGAAAUAGAAGAGUUGGAAAGAAGAAAAGAUAAGGAAAUUGGAGGUAUACUCCGAUCUUUAGAAGAUGCUCUUGCAGAAGCUCAGCGAGUUAAUACUAAAUCUCAAAGUGCCUUUGAUCUCAAGAAGAAAAAUCUGGCAAGUGAAGAGAACAAACGCAAAGAGCUGGAAAAAAAUAUGGUUGAGGAUUCUAAAACUUUAGCAGCAAAGGAAAAAGAGGUUAAGAAGAUCACAGAUGGGCUGAAUGCCCUUCAGGAAGCAAGUAAUAAAGAUGCUGAAGCUUUGGCUGCUGCACAGCAGCACUUCAACGCUGUUUCCGCUGGACUGUCUAGUAAUGAAGAUGGAGCAGAAGCAACUCUUGCUGGUCAAAUGAUGGCCUGUAAAAACGACAUAAGUAAAGCUCAGACAGAAGCCAAACAGGCUCAGAUGAAGUUGAAACAUGCCCAACAAGAAUUAAAGACUAAACAAGCUGAAGUUAAGAAGAUGGAUAGUGGCUAUAGGAAGGAUCAAGAAGCUUUAGAAGCUGUGAAGAAACUUAAAGAAAAACUUGAAGCUGAAAUGAAAAAGCUAAAUUAUGAAGAAAACAAAGAGGAAGGACUUCUGGAAAAGCGCAGGCAGUUAUCUCGUGAUAUCAGUAGAUUGAAAGAAACAUAUGAAGCUCUCUUAGCCAGAUUUCCCAAUAUUCAAUUUGCCUACAGGGAUCCAGAGAAGAACUGGAAUAGAAAUUGUGUGAAAGGACUUGUAGCUUCUCUGAUUAGUGUGAAAGAUACUUCUGCAACGACAGCUUUAGAAUUGGUGGCUGGGGAAAGGCUCUACAAUGUUGUAGUAGACACAGAGGUGACUGGAAAAAAGCUACUAGAAAAGGGGGAAUUGAAGCGUCGAUACACUAUAAUUCCACUGAAUAAGAUUUCAGCCAGAUGUAUUGCUCCAGAAACUCUGAGGGUCGCACAGAAUCUUGUUGGCCCUAACAAUGUUCAUGUAGCUCUUUCCCUUGUUGAAUACAAACCAGAACUUCAGAAAGCAAUGGAAUUUGUCUUUGGAACAACAUUUGUUUGUAAUAAUAUGGAUAAUGCAAAAAAAGUGGCCUUUGAUAAAAGGAUAAUGACCAGAACUGUUACUCUAGGAGGUGAUGUAUUUGAUCCUCAUGGAACAUUGAGUGGAGGUGCUCGAUCCCAGGCAGCUUCUAUUUUAACCAAGUUUCAAGAACUCAAAGGUGUUCAAGAUGAGCUGAGAAUUAAGGAGAAUGAGCUACAGGCUCUAGAUGAGGAAUUAGCAGGUCUUAAAAACACAGCUGAAAAGUAUCGCCAACUAAAACAGCAGUGGGAGAUGAAAACUGAGGAGGCAGAUUUAUUACAAACCAAGCUCCAGCAAAGCUCCUAUCACAAGCAACAAGAAGAAUUAGAUGCCCUUAAAAAAACUAUUGAGGAAAGUGAGGAGACUUUAAAAAACACCAAAGAAAUUCAGAAAAAAGCAGAAGAAAAAUAUGAAGUAUUGGAGAAUAAAAUGAAAAAUGCAGAAGCUGAAAGAGAGCGAGAACUGAAGGAUGCUCAGAAAAAACUGGAUUUUGCCAAAACAAAAGCAGAUGCUUCUAGCAAGAAAAUGAAAGAAAAACAACAGGAAGUUGAAGCUAUCACUCUGGAGCUGGAAGAGCUCAAGAGAGAGCAUGCAUCCUAUAAACAACAGCUUGAAGCUGUAAAUGAAGCUAUCAAAUCCUAUGAAGGUCAGAUUGAAGUAAUGGCAGCUGAGGUGGCUAAAAAUAAGGAGUCCGUAAAUAAAGCUCAAGAAGAGGUGACCAAGCAAAAAGAAGUGAUAACAGCCCAAGACAAUGUAAUUAAAGCUAAAUAUGCUGAAGUUGCAACACACAAGGAACAAAACAAUGAUUCUCAGCUUAAAAUUAAGGAACUGGACCACAACAUCAGCAAACAUAAACGGGAAGCUGAAGAUGCUGCUGCAAAGGUCUCCAAAAUGUUGAAGGACUAUGACUGGAUUAAUGCAGAGAAACACCUCUUUGGGCAACCUAACAGUGCCUAUGAUUUCAAAACCAACAACCCAAAAGAAGCUGGUCAGAGACUUCAGAAGUUGCAAGAAAUGAAGGAGAAACUAGGAAGAAAUGUCAACAUGAGAGCUAUGAAUGUACUGACAGAAGCUGAAGAGCGGUAUAAUGACUUGAUGAAGAAGAAGAGAAUUGUAGAAAAUGAUAAAUCAAAAAUCCUUGCAACUAUAGAAGACCUUGACCAGAAGAAAAACCAAGCCCUAAAUAUUGCAUGGCAAAAGGUUAACAAGGACUUUGGGUCUAUUUUUUCUACUCUUUUGCCUGGUGCUAAUGCUAUGCUUGCACCACCAGAGGGGCAAACUGUAUUGGAUGGUCUGGAGUUCAAGGUUGCUUUAGGAAAUACUUGGAAAGAAAACCUAACUGAACUUAGUGGUGGUCAGAGGUCUUUAGUGGCUUUGUCAUUAAUAUUGUCCAUGCUCCUCUUCAAACCUGCUCCAAUUUAUAUCCUGGAUGAGGUAGAUGCAGCCUUGGACCUUUCUCACACCCAAAACAUCGGACAAAUGCUGCGGACUCAUUUCACGCAUUCUCAGUUCAUUGUGGUGUCCCUAAAGGAGGGUAUGUUCAACAAUGCAAAUGUCCUGUUCAAAACCAAGUUUGUGGAUGGUGUUUCUACAGUAGCCAGAUUUACUCAGUGUCAAAAUGGAAAGAUUCCUAAGGAAACUACAUCCAAGGCAAAAGGACCCAAAUGACCACCUUUGAAGCUAAAAGUACAGAUUUACUCCUUUACCUUGACCUGUUUUUUUAAACAUAAAGACCUUGGGAUUUACUUAUUUAUGUAAAAUGUAAUGUUGUUUUGUUACUUAACCUGUAUUUUCUCUUCCUUUAUGUAAUCACUUAUAAAUGAACAUAGAUGCCUCUUUUCUUAAUCAGUGUAACUAUGGUCCAAUUACUGUGAUUGUGAUUUUAUGCAUGUCCUCAAAUGUUUUUUCUUACACAAUUCUUUAUACUAGGGAGCCCGAGAUACCUGGUUGGUGGUACAUUGUUUGUAAAAGCUAAAAAUAAAAAGAAACAGAUGGAAUUAAGUUAUAAGAUAAAUAUAGCUGAUAGUCAGCUUUUAGUUUAAUUCCUAAGGUAAUAUUAAUGUGUUUUCUGUUGUUAAGAAAGUCAUUUAGGUAAGAAUUAUAAAGCAAGUGUCUGGACCAACAAAGGGAACACACAGGAAGCUGUUAGGCAUGCACCAAGCUAUUUGUUGUUAGUUCUGUGAAGAUACAAUGGCAGAGCCCUGAUUGAGACCCAGAUGGGAAACCUUUGGAAAGAUUCUCUCAUUUUAAUGAUGUUUGGAGAUCAUGUUUCUAUAUGCUUAGUAAUUGGUCUGUGCAAUCUUAAGUUUUUAAAAAAUCUUCAGUAGUAUUUUAAUAGAAGCCUGGGAGAAGGUAUGUUGCAUUAAGUCUCCUCAUGUUUUCAAAGAUUUUUGUUAUUAGCCUUUUCAUAAUCCAAUUAAUAACAGUCUGUUGGUGAAUGAGAAUGUAGGAGCCAGCAGACUAAACCAAAUUUAUCUUUUUCCUUGAGUCUGAUGAAUAUAUAAAUAGAUCCAUCCAUUCUACCGAAAGAACUCAAAAUUUGAUGAUUAUUAUAUAUCUUAGUGUCUUCUUUCCAGGUCAAAAGGUUGAAGUUCCUUUGAGAACUCAAAAGAAGCGCUAACAAACACCAUUUGGUUACUAUGUGUAGUUCUGCAUCACCAGAGUGUCUCCAAAGUCUGAAUUUUGAAAGCGCUCGCAUGAUCUAAUCUGAUCUUGAGUAUAUUAUUUUGGCCCUGUAUCCCUUCUUGAUACUCAGUUCCUUUAUGUUACCCUUUCCCUAAUAUAUGCUUAUGGUUCUUGGCUUUGGCUUUAACAUUCCUCAUCCUUCUCAUACACAACUGAGGAUGUCAGAUAACAUCUAGGUAACUGAUACAAUGGGACACACUGGAAAGGACUGAAUCUGGAAUUCAUUCUGUCCACUGUGGGAGGAGAGGGAGACAAAGUUAUAAAUGCCGAGUUACAGGAAGUCUAAUUUCACCUAUAACAGACAAGAGUUUUUUAUUUCCUUUCAAAUGUAUUGAAGAUUAUUUGCCAAAACAGUUCUGUCGGUUCACACUUGCAGUAAGAUCACAUAUCUGUUGACCACAACCCAGUCAGCACUGGCUGUUAGUUUUAUUAUUUCUGAUUUACUAGUUAUAAAAUGGUAGUUCAUUGCUGUUUUAACUAACAUUUGAUAAAUAACUUGUGAGGUUGAAUAUUUGACAUCUGAACUAAUUUUCUUUACCUCAGAUUUUCUAUUUGCCUCCUUAAUUUUUGUCUCAUAUAUAUCAUGCUUUUUGAUGAUAAUCCUCAAACAUAUUAAAUUUUUAUGAGUAAUGUCAGUAUAUUGUGAUUAGAAGACGACAUGAAGGGGAGAGUCAGGGACCUUUAAAGUUCUGCAAUAACAUAAGUAACCUUUACUGAGCUCUUUCUAGACAUCAGAGGCUAUUCGUAUUUGCAUCUGUUUUCACAUUUGAGUAAGUACUGUUGAUCAGCAUUACAUAAUUGAGGAAAUUGAAUUGAGCACAAAAGUUACCAGACUGGUCUGUGGUGAUAGUAGUUAGAGGCAGAGCCAAGAUACCAGUCUUGGCAGUUGGGCUCCAGAAUAUUACCUUUCUGACAGUUUGAACAUUUGUGUUCAUUGUACAUAAUAAAUUUAAGACACACCUCGGUGAGCAGUAUGCACAACAUGAGAAAAUUAUUUCUAGGAAGAAUGUCAAACAUUUGAAAAGGAUUCCUUCUGGGUUUUGGGGGGGUGGUUUGUUUGGGCAUUUCAUGUACCCUAACAAAUGCAAAAGGAAAAACUUGAGAAUCCAUUCUCUUCUGAUACAGUGAGGUAAUCAAAUAGGCCAACCACUCCCGCCAUCAUGUUGUCUGCAAAUCAGGACAGGUUUUCUUCCUUUUUGAUCUGUGGGCCUUUAUUCCCCUUUCUUGCUGUACUGGCUUGAAGUUCCAGCACUGUGUGGUAUAAAUAAUGAGAGCUGGCAUAUCUUCCUUUUCCCCAAAAUUCUGACGAAAGCAUUCAGUCUCUCACCACCUAAGUAUAAUGUUAGCCAUAGGCUUUUUUGGUUUAUAUUCUUUAUCCAGUUAAAGAAGUUUCCUUCUGUUCCUAGUUUGGUCACUUUUAUCAUGGAUGGGUUAUUGAAUUCUGUUCAUUGCUUUUUCUGCAUUGAUUGAUAUGAUCAUGUAAGUGCUUUAGCCUGUUAAUGAAUUACAUUGCUUAAUUUGUGAAUAUUAAACCAGCCUGGUAUUCCUGAAUUAAACCCUGCUUGGUCAUGGUCUAUAAUUCUCUUUAUGUAGAGGCAUACCUUGUUUUAUUAUGCUUCACAGGUAACUGCGUGUUUUUUUUUUUACAGAUUGAAGGUUUGGGGGCACCCUGCACCCAGCAAGUCUGCCAGCACCCUUUUUCCCCACAGCAUUGGUUCACUUUGAGUCUGUCACAGUUUGAUAAUUCUCACAUACUUUCACACUUUCUCCUUGUUAUAUUUGUUAUGGUGAUCAGUGAUUAUGACUCACUGAAAUCUGAUGAUGGUUAGCAUUUUUUAGCAAUAAGCUAUUUUUAAGAUACAUACUUUUUUUAGACCUAAUGCUGUUGCCCACUUAAUGGAUUACAGCGUAAAUAUAACUUUUAAAUUUAAAUAUUGGUUUCAGGAGUAGAACUCAGUGAUUCAUCAUUUACAUACAACAUCCAGUUCUCAUCACAGGUGUCUGCCUUAGUACCCAUAACCCAUCCCCCAACCCAUGGCCCUCCAUCAACCCUCAGUUUGUUCUCUAUCAGUAAGUCUCUUGUGGUUUGAUCUCUUUUUGAAUAUUACUCAGCCAUCAAAAAUUAAAUGUUGUUGCCACUUGCAACAAUGUGGAUGGAGCUAGAAUGUAUUAUGCUAAGUGAAAUAAGUCCAUCAGAGAAAGACAAAUACCAUCUGAUUUUAAGAAAUCAAAACAGAUGAAUAUAUGGUAAAGGGGGGUAUAAAUAGAACUUUUAUAUGCACUGGGAAAGCCAAAAAAUUUUUUUUGCUUGUUUUGCUUGCUGUAUUGUAGUAUCAAACUGAACCCAAAAUGUUUCCAGGUUAUGCCUGAUUUAUAGGAUUCUGUUUGCUAAUAGCUUGGUUGUGAUUUUUGUGUGUGUUCAUUAAGGGCUUUGGUCUGUAUGGGUUUUUUUGUUUUGUUUUGUUUUUCUGGCUUUGUUUGGUUUUGGGGUAAUACUAACUUCGUAAAAUUAAUUGGGAAAUGUUCCCUCUUCUAUUUUCUGUAUAAUUAUAUAGAAUUUGUGUUAAUAAUUCUUCAAAUAUUAGAAUCCUCCUAUGAAACUCUCUAGGCCUGGAGAUUAGGGGGCAGGAUAGGGGGAAUAGAAAUACAAUUUCUUUAAUAGUUAUGGGGAUGUUUAAAUUAUCUGUUUUACAACAAGUGAUUUGUGAUAGUUUGUGUUUUUUGCUGAAUUGUUCCAUUUCAUCUAAACUGUCAAAUUUGUGUGCAGCAGUCAUGGUAUUUCCUCAUUAUCCUUUUGAUGUCUUCAAGCUCUGAAGUUAUCACUUGUUUCAUUCCAGAUAUUGGUAACUUUUGUUUUUUUCUGUCAGUCAUGAUGCAAGUUUGUCAAUUUUAUUGUCUUUCGAAGAACCAGUUUUUUAUUUCAUUUACUUUAUUGUCUUUCUGUUUUCAUUUACUGAUUUUGUCUCAUUUCCUUUUUUCUGCUUUGGGCUUAUUUUGCUCUUUUCUACUUUUAUGGUAGAGGUUUAGAUUGUUGAUUUGAGAUCUCUUUUUGUAGCAAGCAAUUAAUGCUAUCAUUGGCCCUCUUAGGUAGUAAUCUUUUAGCUUCAUCUCACAGAUUGUGAUAUGCUGCAUUUUCAACUUUAACUUCAAAAUAUAUUCUAAUUUGCUUUGACAUUUCUUCUGACUAUUGAAUUCUUUUGGAAUCUAUUUCUUAGGUUUCCAGAUAGUUGGGGAUUUUCCAGGGAGCAUUCUCUUACUGAUUUCUAGUUUGUUCUGUUAUGUCAGGAAUCAGGUUUUUUUAAUUGUUAAAAAAGGAUGGAUUUAGAAAACAAAACAGGUACAAAUUCAGUGGUCUAAGGUUCUACCUUAAUGUAUAUUUUAGAUAAAUAAAAAGUAAACCCAAAUUAAAUAGAAAGGUGGAAAUAAUAAAAGGUAGAAUUCAACAUAUACAGGACAGAAAAACAAUGGAGAAAAUUAAGCUGACAUAUUGAUUUUGUUUUGAGAACCAGGUAUCUGUAAUUAGACCAUUCAGGCAAACCAGAGAAAUUACAAGUCACUAAUAUCAGGAAUGAAAGAAGAGUUGCCACUGUGGCUUUUACCUAAAUUAAAAGGAUGCAAAAUUAUGAUGUUUUUCAUGCCAGUAAAUUCAAUAACUUAGACAAAAUGGAAAAUUGGAAAAAUAAAACUCACUGAAAUUGACAAGAGUAGACAGAACUUGAAUAGCUUCACAUCUGUUCAUGCAAUUGAGAUGAUUAAAUAUCCUCACAAGGAAAACUUUAGUUCCAUGUGGUUUUAUUUGUAAAUAUUACUAUUCAAAGACAAGUGGGGGGGGGGAGGGGGCAGGGGAAUACUUCCAACCUGUUAUAAGUCCAGGGUUCUAAUACUAAAACUUGACAAAGACAUUAUAAAACAAGAAAAUUACAGCCUGGUAGCCCUCAUGGUCUGAAGAGCAAAAACCCUGAAAAUAUUAGCAAACUGAAUCUGAUAACAUUUACAGGCGAUAAUAAGCCAUUUUCAGUUUUUUUCAAUAAAUGGUACCAACAGCUAGGUAUUUAUACAAAAAAAAAAAAUUGCCCUUCACAACAUACACAAAAAAAUAACUAAAGAUAAGACAUAGGCCUAAAAGUAGUAGUUAUAACACUUCUAGAAGAAAACAAAAUUUUUGUGACCUUAGAUUAGGCAAAGAUUUCCUAGGACACACCAAAAAAACACAAACCUCAAAAGAAGAGGAAAAAAAGUAUCCAGGAACAUUAAAAUUUUAAGAAUAUUUUCAAAAGACAGUCUUAAGAAAAUGAAAAGUCAAAGCACAGAAUAGGAGAAACUUGGAAUGUUCGGAGCUGACAGAGUUGGGUGCAGAAUGUGUCAACUCACAUGUUGACAUUGGCAUGAAUGGUGGGCAGAACUGUCACCUAGGCAUAAACCAGGGUGGGGCGGCACUCUGUGCUAGCAAUACUGAUAGCAUUUUCACCUCCAUGCAUUUGAAUGUUUUUUUUUUUUUUAAUGGUGGUCUCACUUAAAAGUGUCUUUAAUGAAGCUAUAAAAUUUUUUUUACCCCCCCGUCCUGAGCACAUCUUUAAUAAUCUGAUAAAAUGGGAGUUAUAUUAUAAAGCAUUUCUGCAUACCAAAACAUGGUUCUUUUGCAGAAAUGCUCUUAUGUCUGUUGUAGUCUGAAAUAACUUUUCAUGGAAAAGCAUUUUUACUUGGACAGGUGACUAAGACAAACUAUGGUUAUUAAGUUUAUGGCAUUUGGUUAGACAUUUCUUAAAAAUGAACAGUAUGAAUCUGUCAUAUUAACCUGACAUUUGUUGCAAAUACUAAAAUUGUAGCUUUCAAAUGAAAAUUAGAAUUCUGUCAAACUUGUAUUUGUCAUUGUGAGCUGGACAUCUCAAUAAAGACUGUUCUGAUAAUA